CAUCAAAUACUUGGUUUCAUUUCAUUCUGGUGACGCCUACUGUAUAUGAAACAAAACAAUUGAGAAUCAAUAUAUUCAUGCAGCACGUGAUCGAGGAAGUAAUGGAAUUUCGCCCCUUGUUAAAAUUCUGUUCAAUGAUUCGUUGCAGUAUAUUUUCCUUCACUUUUUUUCUUCGUUGCUUUUGUUUCUCGAGCCUUGUCAAGUGUCAGUAAAGUCUCUUCUUUCCAAAAUAAACACGGGAGGCUGCCUCGUCUUUAUGUGGGGGAGUCCUUCGCUGCAACAGUAUCUCUCACAACCCCUCGCACUCCCCAAUUAGAGACCUCCUAUUUGACACUGAGGGCAGGUCUCUUAAAAAAAAAAAAAAAAACCCUACCCAGCCUUUAAGAGACAUUAGGAAAAUGGAUCAGGGAUUUAAAACUGCUUCCUGCGGAGGGAUGCCUUGUACAUUGUAAAGGACUUCACAGGAGACCUGCAAGUCUUUCCUUGGGAAAGCAGUGCAGCUGGCAAGCAGGAGCUACGCGCAAGGAGAUUUCUUACAUGAUUUUCAGGAUCGUGCUCGUUUCUCGUGCUCAAGAAUAAGGACCCUGGACCCGAGGAUGGCUUUGAGCUCCCGGGCUCACGCUUUCUCAGUGGAAGCCUUGGUCGGGAAACCAUCAAAGAGGAAAAUUGAGGAUUGUAAAGAGGGAAAACGUACUAACGAUGCUUUGGAGCAGGAAGACGAAAAUGUGCUAUCCGCAACGAUUGAAGCAGACGAACUUGGAAAACGAAGUAAACUGGACUCUUUAAUUCGGAAAUCCCCUGGGGUUGAAAAGUCUGGUUCUGAGAACGAUAUUCAAGUGGGAUUACAGGGCUCGGACCUGUGGAAGAGAUUUCAUGAGAUUGGGACAGAGAUGAUCAUUACGAAAGCCGGGAGGAGGAUGUUCCCUUCUGUACGAGUGAAGGCAAAGGAACUGGAUCCCUUUAAACAGUAUUAUAUAGCAAUGGACAUAGUCCCUGUGGAUUCCAAAAGAUACAGGUACGUGUACCAUAGUUCGCAGUGGAUGGUAGCAGGCAACACCGACCACUCGUGUAUAACGCCCAGGCUGUAUAUCCACCCAGACUCGCCGUGCUCUGGGGAGACGUGGAUGAGGCAGGUCAUCAGCUUCGACCGGGUCAAACUCACCAACAACGAGAUGGACGACAAGGGGCAUAUCAUUCUGCAGUCGAUGCACAAGUAUACGCCGCGGGUCCACGUGAUCCUUCACGAUCCCAGGUUUGACUUGUCGCAGAUUCAGUCUCUGCCAGCUGAAGGCGUGACGACAUUCUCCUUCAGAGAGACAGAAUUCACCACCGUCACAGCCUACCAAAACCAACAGAUCACUAAACUAAAAAUAGACAGGAAUCCCUUUGCCAAGGGUUUCAGAGAUCCUGGAAGAAACAGGGGUGUGCUUGAUGGCAUCCUGGACACCUAUCCCUGGAGGACCCCUUUGAGCUUUGACUUCAAGCCUUUUGGUUUGGAGACCCAAGUAGGAAGCUCAAGUUCCCACUCCAGCUGUGGGACCCUUUCCCCUCUGAAUGGGCAGCUCUCUCCCUCCUGCUCCCCUCCAUCUUUCCUGCUGUCCCGCAGCUCUUUCGGGCUGCCCUGCUCAGACAGCCUGGGUCUGCCCCUCUGCUACAAGAUGUGCUCCCCCAUGAGCAUGAUAAGGACCCGGCCUUUCAGCCUGCCGGGCCACGACAGGCUACAGGGCAGCGGCUCCCCAGGGCUGCCAGCACUGACCGACUUCCCCUUCCUGUCUUCACUGGGCAUCUCAGCACUGCGGAGCGGGAAGGGAGGGGACUGCAGGGGGCAUUGUCUCCAGGGCCCUCCAGGCUCUCCACACCAGCCUCAUCUACACAGGGUGCACAUGUCAGGCAACGUGGGCCUCCCUCCCUCGCCUCUCCAGCACAUCCCUGCUCCCCUGCCCUCUCCCUACAAUCUCUAUGGUUACAACCUGCCAGUGACAUCAAGGCUAGCCAGACAUUUUAAACUUGCUGAAAACAGCCUCGCUUCUUCUUCCAGAGAUGAUCGAUUUGCUCAGGCGCCUUAGCACUCCACAGUCAACCAUUGCCUUUGAGAGGUAUUCUGGAAACUACAGGAAUUUCAAUAUUUAUACUGUGCAAAUAAACCGACAACCUCAACAUUAUUCUUCGAUUUUACAUACCUGCCUGCUCGGUCCUACUUGGUGCCUCUUAACUUCACUCUUCCUUACUUAGCCAUACACACAGACAAUACUUGUAGCAGUAGGUGGUUAAAAAACACAUUAAGAGCACAUUUUGGUGUGGUGUAUAUUAAACAAUGCUUUCUUAUUUACAUUUGCUCUAUGUGUUAUUUCUCCCUGGUGUUUUGUAUACAUCCACGAGGAGGGUUACAGGAAGAAUGCAUUAGUUAUGAUAAACAGGAAGCUUUAUACCAUACCAAGCUGCUCUUUAAGUUAUAGCUCAGGAAGAAAGACAUUUUGAAAGUGUUCAUUUUUUAAUAAGGUGUUUUUAUUUGAACUUAAAGGAAAAAUACACAUUGUGUACAUUUUACUAUGUGCUUUUAAGGUAACAGGGCCAGGGGUAAUAAUUUGACCCUGUUCACAUAUCCACACACUUUUUAAUAAUUUUAUACUAUGUAAAUUGUAUCUAUACUGAAAGUUUAAACUACAAAUGAUGCUUUGUAGUUGUCAAAGUUAUGUAAUUGUAUUGUGUAUGUAAGUAUGUAAAAAAAGACAAUAUAAUCGUCUUGUAAUGCACUUUGAACUGAAAACAAAUAGUUUUAAAUGUACUGUAAAUAUAAAUAUUAAUGGAUAAAACAUGUUAUACUGUUAAAA
Messenger RNA from Acipenser ruthenus (sterlet), 2831 nucleotides. Its product is annotated as T-box transcription factor TBX22-like. Gene Ontology annotation, molecular function: RNA polymerase II cis-regulatory region sequence-specific DNA binding; DNA-binding transcription factor activity, RNA polymerase II-specific. NCBI's taxonomy places the organism in Eukaryota, Metazoa, Chordata, Actinopteri, Acipenseriformes, Acipenseridae. Bases 597 to 2066 code for a protein of 489 amino acids. The transcript has 8 exons. The record is from RefSeq and is a predicted model, not a curated record. Gene Ontology annotation, biological process: regulation of transcription by RNA polymerase II; positive regulation of DNA-templated transcription; cell fate specification. Gene Ontology annotation, cellular component: nucleus.